This is a messenger RNA of Carlito syrichta (Philippine tarsier), 1272 nucleotides long. It is a transcript of the gene SBK3, whose product is annotated as SH3 domain binding kinase family member 3. The record is from RefSeq and is a predicted model, not a curated record. Gene Ontology annotation, molecular function: protein serine/threonine kinase activity; ATP binding. Lineage: Eukaryota; Metazoa; Chordata; Mammalia; Primates; Tarsiidae. Bases 1 to 1092 code for a protein of 363 amino acids. Gene Ontology annotation, biological process: protein phosphorylation. The transcript is spliced from 4 exons.
AUGGCGCUCAGGGCCCCCGAGACCCCCGAGGAUGGGGACCCAGAGGAGGACACGGCCACGGCCCUCCAACGGCUGGUCGAGCUGACGGCCACCAGGGUGACCCCAGUGAGGAGUCUUCGAGUCCAGUAUCGCCUCAUCAGAAGGCUGGGCUCUGGCUCCUAUGGCCGCGUGCUCCUGGCCCGGCCUUGCCAAGGGGGUCCAGCAGUGGCUCUGAAGCUCCUUCGCCGGGACACAGUCCUGAGAACCACCUUCCUGAGGGAGUUCUGCGUGGGCCGCUGCGUCUCCUCACAUCCAGGCCUGCUGCAGACCCUGGAAGAUCCCCUGCAGACACCCCGGUAUUUUGCCUUCGCCCAGGAGUAUGCGCCCUGUGGGGACCUCAGCGGCAUACUACAGGAAAGGGGCCUCCCGGAGCUGCUAGUGAAGCGGGUGGUGGCCCAGCUGGCAGGAGCUCUGGACUUCCUCCAUAGCCGGGGCCUGGUCCACGCAGAUGUCAAGCCGGACAAUGUGCUGGUCUUCGACCCUGUGUGCAGCCGUGUGGCUCUUGGUGACCUAGGUCUGACCCGGCCAGAGGGCAGCCCAGUCCCUGCCCCACCCACACCACUGCCCACUGCCCCGCCCGAGCUCUGCCUCCUACUACCCCCUGACACUCUGCCCCUGCGGCCAGUCGUGGACUCCUGGGGCCUGGGGGUGCUUCUCUUCUGUGCUGCCACUGCCUGUUUCCCUUGGGACAUGGCACUGGCCCCCGACCCCGAGUUUGAGGCCUUCGCUGGCUGGAUGACCACCAGGCCCCAGCCACCUCGGCCACCAGCACCCUGGGACCGGUUUGCAUCCCCUGCCCUGGUCUUGCUGCAGGGGCUUCUGGACCUGGAUCCCGAGACCAGGAGCCCCCCACUGACUGUCCUGGACUUCUUAGGGGAUGACUGGGGUUUGGAGGGGAACAGAGAGGGACCCGGUGCCUUGGGGAGUGUGUCCUACGAGAAUGGAGAGGAGGAAGAGGGGGAGCAAGGAGGAUCAAGCUUGGAGGAGUGGACAGAUGAUGAGGAUGACAACAAAGGUGAUAGGAAGACAGGGACAGAUGGGGGAGUUUCCUGACCAGGUGACUGAGACAGGUGGCCUGAGCCUGGGCCAAAGGCCCUUCCCCCAGCCCCUGUGGCCACCUGGAUGGGGAGACAGCUGCAGCCGAGAAGACGGAGAGGGGAUGCCUCUCCCUGCUGGAGUCUGGGCCUGGACGUGAGAUUCCCCUUCCAAGGGAGGACCGAGAGUCCCAGCCCC